UUCUGGGAAGUUGUGCUGCUCUGUGUGAGGGGCUCCCAGCCUGGAUAAUGCUGCACUUCCAGCAUCAGUUGUGGGGUCUCCCUGAGAGGGAGGGGGGCAGUAUGAGUGCUGGAGGGGAGAUGAAGGAGAGAAGGAGAGGGCUGAUGGAUCCCACCACUAAGCCUCUCACACCCUUCAGCAUUGAGGACAUCCUGAGCAGGCCCUGUGUCAGGAGGACCCCGAAUGGCCAGGGGACCCCCCAGCACCUCAAGCUGCCCUGUGGAGGGGCCCGGCCGGGGGGACCCCCUCUGUCCUCCCCUCUCUGCGCUCUGGAGGAACUGGCCAGCAAGACCUUCCAGGGACUGGAGCUGACGGUGCUGCAGGCGGCUGAGGGCCGUGACCAGGUCAGCUCGUAUGGACAUCGGCCCACUUCAAAGAAGAGGCGGAAAUCCCGGACAGCCUUCACCAACCACCAGAUCUACGAGCUGGAAAAGCGUUUCCUGUACCAGAAGUACCUGUCCCCCGCAGACCGCGACCACAUCGCCCAACAGCUGGGACUCAGUAAUGCCCAAGUCAUAACCUGGUUCCAGAACCGCCGAGCCAAGCUGAAGAGGGACCUGGAGGAGAUGAAGGCUGAUGUGGAGUCACUGAAGAAGCUGCCACCACAUGACUUGGAGAAGCUGGUCUCCAUGCCUGAGGUGGGAUUGGAGGAGGAUGACGAUGACACCAUAGAGAGAUCCUGCUCGCCAAACUCACAAGGACUGUUCCUUCAGUCCCCUCGCGGUUCCUCCAUGGAGCGCACAGCUGAUGAGUUCUCAGAAGAGGAGGAGAUAGAGGUGGAUGACUAGGGGUGGCCGGGGCUGAUGGACCCUGAUAAUGAACUUCUGGAUCCCACCUCAGAUGAUGGUGUAAUGGGCAUGAACCGUCUGAUCGGGGGACAUUAUGUAUAGACGGUAUCAGCGGGGUCUCCGGGGACGCACUGCGUCAGAUGACGUAUCGCACAGCGCACAGGAACAUAACAGAGAACUUGUACUGUGCAGCCAUUUACUAAUACAGUAAAAGAGGAGAUACUGUGCAUUGUAUGCCGAAUUCCGGACAGGAGAAGUGAUACGAAUAGAAAAAUGUCACACAGUGAGAAUUACACCCAGCAUACAGAACCAGAGAAGUGAUACUGUGCAGUCAUACGUAUAGAAUAAUGUCACAUAGUGAGAAUUACACCCAGCAUACAGAACCAGAGAAGUGAUACUGUGCAGUCAUACGUAUAGAAUAAUGUCACAUAGUGAGAAUUACACCCAGCAUACAGAACCAGAGAAGUGAUACUGUGCAGUCAUACGUAUAGAAUAAUGUCACAUAGUGAGAAUUACACCCAGCAUACAGAACCAGAGAAGUGAUACUGUGCAGUCAUACAUAUAGAAUAAUGUCACAUAGUGAGAAUUACACCCAGCAUACAGAACCAGAGAAGUGAUACUGUGCAGUCAUACAUAUAGAAUAAUGUUACACAGUGAGAAUUACACCCAGCAUACAGAACCAGAGAAGUGAUACUGUGCAGUCAUACGUAUAGAAUAAUGUUACACAGUGAGAAUUACACCCAGCAUACAGAACCAGAGAAGUGAUACUGUGCAGUCAGUCAUACGUAUAGAAUAAUGUUACACAGUGAGAAUUACAUCCAGCACACAGAACCAGAGAAGUGAUACUGUACAGUCAUACGUAUAGAAUAAUGUCACAUAGUGAGAAUUACACACAGCAUACAGAACCAGAGAAGUGAUACUGUGCAAUCAGUCAUACAUAUAAUCUCUCAUAGUGAGAAUUUCAUCCAGCAUACAGAACCAGAGAAGUGAUACUGUGCAAUCAGUCAUACGUAUAGAAUAAUGCCACACAGUGAGAAUUACACACAGCAUACAGCAGCAGAGAAGUUAUACUGUGCAAUUAUUCAUACGUAUAGAAUAAUCUCACAGUGAGAAUUUCAUCCAGCAUACAGAACCAGAGAAGUGAUACUGUGCAAUCAGUCAUACUUAUAGAAUAAUGUCACAGUGAGAAUUGCAUCCAGCAUACAGAGCCAGAGAAGUGAUACUGUGCAGUCAUAUGUAUAGAACAGGCAUGUCCAAACUGAGGCCCUCAAGCUGUUGAGAAACUACACAUCCCAGCAUGCCCUGACAC
Pseudophryne corroboree (corroboree frog) is the source of this 2136-nucleotide messenger RNA. RefSeq names its product ladybird homeobox 2 (gene LBX2). Gene Ontology annotation, cellular component: nucleus. Gene Ontology annotation, molecular function: sequence-specific double-stranded DNA binding; DNA-binding transcription factor activity, RNA polymerase II-specific. NCBI's taxonomy places the organism in Eukaryota, Metazoa, Chordata, Amphibia, Anura, Myobatrachidae. Gene Ontology annotation, biological process: regulation of transcription by RNA polymerase II. The coding region runs from base 48 to 827 and encodes 259 amino acids. The transcript is spliced from 2 exons. The record is from RefSeq and is a predicted model, not a curated record.